Fonsecaea erecta is the source of this 618-nucleotide messenger RNA. RefSeq lists its product as hypothetical. The transcript is spliced from 2 exons. NCBI's taxonomy places the organism in Eukaryota, Fungi, Ascomycota, Eurotiomycetes, Chaetothyriales, Herpotrichiellaceae. The record is from RefSeq and is a predicted model, not a curated record. Bases 1 to 618 code for a protein of 205 amino acids.
AUGGCAUUGAUUAUGGCCGAAGCAGUGACGGAGCUCCAGUUCAAGGGUCGGCAGAGCGCGGCCAUCAGUGACAGUGUCGUUGUGAGCAUGAAUAUGACCAAUGCCAUGAUCAACGUCAUUGAGAGCCUCGAGUCCCAGGCUUCGGAAGAGAUCCAGGCAGCGAGAACCAAGAUCACUCUGGCGAUCUGGAAAAGAUGGCUUACUGCUCUGCGGCGGUGGUGGAUUCAUGUGGACGAGGCAGAAUUGAAUCAAUCCGAGGAAAAUGCCAACUCUGUUCCUUUGACGACGCCAAACAUGAAGCCACUUUGCCAGCUUCUUCCGGUGGAGGUUGUGCAUCAAGACGUCAUUGUCAUCAGUUCCCCGGACAAGCUCAAACAACUGGCACUCUCUGACCUGUUGCGAUUCCAUGACCGAGUCGCGAAGGAAUCACUCCAUGAAACGUCCGACGCGGGCAGAGGCCUCAUAUCUGAGGACGGAAUGAUGGACGUCGGCCACCUCCGGGUUCUUUUCGCGCAGAGAUUCGGGCAUGUCGCUCUGACGGGCCAGUUCCAAACCGUCGAAGUUGAGGAUGGAAACUCUCGGGCCGCCCAUUUCCAAGCUCGCAGCGCAGUUCACUGA